GAUUCAAAACAAAGAAACAGAAUACCUAUUAACUUGAUCCUAUCUAACUUGUACAAACACAAUAUUGGUCCGUGAAUGGUAGGAAACCUUUCCCCACCACUCAAUAGAUAGUGAGUACCAAUUAGUUGGAAACCCCAAAUAGAACUUGGCAUCAGCAUGUUAAUAGAAUGUAACUACUGUCUUGCCCUUGAAACGCUGGAAGGUUUACUUGAAUUAGGGAUAUCCUGCAACGGAUUCAACUCAUAGGUAUUCAGGGCCCCCAAAACACCUUCAGCUAACACGGAGGAAAAUCACUCAAAACCCAAACGACUCAGGAGCCAUCUCUGCUCCAUCUUGUCUCUUCUCUGCAUCAUUCCACCGCACUUGUUGGGUGGUAACUGGGAAGGAGGAGGUCAGGGGCCAGGACUCGGCAUGCAGUUAGCAAUGAUGGGCUAUGAACACCCAGCGGUCCAAAAGGAAACAGCCCUACAAGCCCUAAACACCACCAUCAAGCUCCACUUCGAAAAAACCUUGGAGAAGAAUCGAGCCGUCGAUCUCGAAAAGAAGGAGCUUUGGAAGCUCUUCCAGUUCUUCUUCCUCUUCCUAGGCCUGGUCUCCAUUGCCCUGGUCCACUCGCCCAGGCUACAGUGUCGCCACUGCUGGGUCCCCAUCGGCCUCCUCACCAUGGCCCAUCUCAUCUUCUAUGUCUCGGUGGCUCAGACUCUCCGCUGCAUCAAUGGGCUCAAGUACCAGCGGCGGUGCCACAAGCUGACACUGCGGCUAGCGGCGGAGAGAUUGAAACAGAUCAAGAUGAGGAGGAACAGCGGGCUGGCAGACGAGACGGACGACUUUGAGAUUCAAUUCCAGCAGCCUCCCCUGAGCUAUUUUGUUAAGCUCAAGAGGAACUGGACCGUACAUAUCGGAUUCUUGAUUCUGAUAUACGUCUUCAUGGUCUCUUCCUCGGUUGCCCUUCCCUGUUCCUAAUCUAAAAUCCACUUCUUCACAUGUGUUCUAUACUGUCUGUCCUGGAAUUGGAUGCCUCCGCGUCGAAGGUGGUGGUGAUGGUUGUGAUGCUG
Messenger RNA from Nelumbo nucifera (sacred lotus), 1055 nucleotides. NCBI's taxonomy places the organism in Eukaryota, Viridiplantae, Streptophyta, Magnoliopsida, Proteales, Nelumbonaceae. The record is from RefSeq and is a predicted model, not a curated record.